AUGAGUCGUGCUAAAGUGUACGCUGAUGUAAACUUGAGAAAACCAAAGGAAUAUUGGGAUUAUGAAAGUUUGCAAAUUAACUGGGGUUCUCAAGAUAAAUAUGAGAUUGUUCGUAAAGUAGGUCGCGGAAAGUAUAGUGAAGUCUUUGAGGGAAUAAAUGCUGAGACUAACGAAAGAUGUAUCAUUAAAGUUCUCAAACCUGUAAAGAAGAAGAAAAUCAAGAGAGAAAUCAAAAUUCUUCAAAAUCUUUGUGGAGGAACAAACAUUGUCAAACUUUUAGAUGUUGUUAGAGAUCCAGAAUCAAAAACACCAUCACUUGUGAUGGAAAAUGUCGAUAAUACUGACUUCCGUUAUUUAUAUCCAACAUUCACAGAUUUUGAUAUUAGAUUCUACAUGUAUGAAUUAUUGAAGGCUCUCGAUUUCUGCCACUCUAUGGGUAUUAUGCACAGAGAUAUCAAGCCUCACAAUGUCAUGAUUGAUCACAAGCAAAAGAAACUGCGUGUUAUCGACUGGGGUCUUGCUGAAUUUUAUCACCCUGGACAAGAAUACAAUGUUAGAGUUGCCUCAAGAUACUUUAAGGGACCAGAACUUUUGGUAGACUUUAGAGAAUAUGAUUACUCUCUUGAUAUGUGGAGUUUAGGAUGUAUGUUUGCUGGAAUGAUUUUCAGAAAGGAACCAUUCUUCCAUGGUAGAGACAAUUAUGACCAAUUAGUUAAAAUUGCAAAGGUUUUAGGAACUGAAGAAUUGUAUGAUUAUUUGGAUAGAUAUUCAAUUACUCUCUCCGCUCACUAUGAAGGAAUUCUCUCUAGAAAUAGAUAUCCAAGAAAACCUUGGUCAACAUUUGUUAACAAGGAAAAUGCUCAAUUGGCAAAUGAAGAAGCUAUUGACUUUUUGGAUAAAUUACUUCGAUAUGAUCACAAACAAAGAAUGACAGCAAAGGAAGCUAUGCAACAUCCUUAUAUUAGUAGUAUAUUUUGCAAAUUAGAAAAUAACCAAUCGUCCACUGGAAAUAUGGACACCCAUGAGUAA
Naegleria gruberi is the source of this 1029-nucleotide messenger RNA. RefSeq lists its product as uncharacterized. Gene Ontology annotation, biological process: protein phosphorylation. NCBI's taxonomy places the organism in Eukaryota, Heterolobosea, Eutetramitea, Acrasida, Naegleriidae. Gene Ontology annotation, cellular component: cytosol; nucleus; protein kinase CK2 complex. Gene Ontology annotation, molecular function: ATP binding; protein serine/threonine kinase activity. The coding region runs from base 1 to 1029 and encodes 342 amino acids. The record is from RefSeq and is a predicted model, not a curated record. The transcript has 2 exons.